CUCCAAUGUCUUUCAAUCCUUAUGAAGAGGAGAUGUUUGAGAGCGGUCCUAUUUCGGACAACGUGACGUUAGCUAAUUCGGAAAGGAACGUCACUUCAUUUGGUACUUCCACGUGGGAAGAUGAGUUCCGCCAGUUACCACCCGAAGGAGAGCGUUUACAACAGUGGAGAACAGAACAGCCUCAAAGAAUAGAAGAAAAGAGGAGAGUUGAGGAAACGAAGAGAGUAGAACUUCGCGAAACAGCUUCUAAAUAUAUUUCCGAAUUUUUUGAGAAAAGAGCCCAAGACAUUAGCAGAAGAAAGGAAGAUAAUCGAGCCAAAGAUAAGGACUGUUACAAAGACCAAUUUAUAGAUAAGGAAGAAGAAGUGGAACCUGCAGAAGCUUUUGAUUAUGUAUUACAUGGAAAAGGUCCACGUAUGUCUGCACGAACAGAAUCUAUUUAUGAUUCAAGUACAGGUAAAACCAGAACUCAAAAAGAGUUGAAGAGAAUGCGGGAUUCCAUGCAAAGUUACAAACAGAAUGUUGUUAGUGAAUAGUGAAAAUAAAUAAGAGUGGACAUUAUUCCACCACAGAAAGUUCCUUGUUCGAACAAUUUCUUAUAUGUAUGAGUGUUGUUGCAUAUGGAUAAUAAUAUAUUAACAUCUAUUGGA
Messenger RNA from Galdieria sulphuraria, 650 nucleotides. RefSeq lists its product as uncharacterized. The transcript is spliced from 2 exons. Gene Ontology annotation, molecular function: structural molecule activity. The record is from RefSeq and is a predicted model, not a curated record. Lineage: Eukaryota; Rhodophyta; Bangiophyceae; Galdieriales; Galdieriaceae. Gene Ontology annotation, biological process: intracellular protein transport; vesicle-mediated transport. Bases 6 to 536 code for a protein of 176 amino acids. Gene Ontology annotation, cellular component: clathrin coat of coated pit; clathrin coat of trans-Golgi network vesicle.